Molecule: messenger RNA, 2682 nt
Organism: Molossus molossus (Pallas's mastiff bat)
Lineage: Eukaryota; Metazoa; Chordata; Mammalia; Chiroptera; Molossidae
Gene: SLC17A5
Product: solute carrier family 17 member 5
Exons: 11
Coding region: 64-1548 (494 amino acids)
Biological process (GO): transmembrane transport; monoatomic anion transport
Molecular function (GO): transmembrane transporter activity
Source: RefSeq, a predicted model, not a curated record
UCUCUGUCGGGCCGCAGCGCUCCCCUGAGCCGGUAGAUCGCACACCGGCUCCCCGGAGGCGUCAUGAGGUCUCCGGUUCCAGGCCUGUCCGCCAGCGAAGGCGACAAGGUCUCAGACAGUACACCCCUCCUGCAGGACGCCCCGCAGGCGGAAGCCGCUCCAGUGUGCUGCUCUGCUCGUUACAACUUAGCAGUUUUGGCCUUUUUUGGUUUCUUUGUUCUCUAUGCAUUACGUGUGAAUCUGAGUGUUGCAUUAGUGGAUAUGGUUGAUUCAAAUACAACUUUAGCAGAUAACAGAACUUCUAAAGAGUGUGCAGAGCAUUCUACUUCCAAUAAAGUUCUUCGUACUUCAACAGGUAAAAGGUACCAAUGGGAUGCAGAAACUCAAGGAUGGAUUCUCGGUUCUUUUUUUUAUGGCUACAUCAUCACACAGAUUCCUGGAGGAUAUGUUGCCAGCAAAGUGGGGGGGAAACUGCUGCUAGGAUUUGGGAUCCUUGGCACUGCUGUCUUCACCCUGUUUACUCCCAUUGCUGCAGAUUUAGGAGUUGGAGCUCUCAUUAUGCUCAGAGCACUAGAAGGACUAGGAGAGGGUGUUACAUUUCCAGCCAUGCAUGCCAUGUGGUCUGCUUGGGCUCCCCCUCUUGAAAGAAGCAAACUUCUUAGCAUUUCAUACGCAGGAGCACAGCUUGGGACAGUAAUUUCUCUUCCUCUUUCUGGAAUAAUUUGCUUCUAUAUGAAUUGGACUUAUGUCUUCUACCUUUUUGGUAUAGUUGGAAUUAUUUGGUUUGUUUUAUGGAUCUGGUUAGUUAGUGAGACACCAGAAACUCACAAGACAAUCUCUCACCAGGAAAAGGAAUACAUUCUUUCAUCAUUAAAAAAUCAGCUUUCUUCACAGAAAUCAGUGCCGUGGAUACCCAUCCUAAAAUCCCUGCCACUUUGGGCUAUUGUUGUUGCACACUUUUCUUAUAACUGGAUUUUUUAUACUUUGCUGACAUUAUUGCCUACUUAUAUGAAAGAGAUCCUAAGGUUCAAUGUUCAAGAGAAUGGGAUUUUAUCUGCAGUGCCUUAUUUUGGCUGUUGGUUAUGUAUGAUCAUGUCUGGUCAAGCUGCUGACCAUUUAAGAGCAAAAUGGAAUUUUUCAACUAUAUGUGUUCGCAGAGUUUUUAGCCUUAUAGGAAUGAUUGGGCCUGCAGUAUUCCUGGUAGCUGCUGGGUUUAUAGGUUGUGAUUAUUCUCUGGCUGUGGCAUUCCUAACCAUAUCAACAACACUGGGAGGCUUUUGCUCUUCUGGAUUUAGCAUCAACCACCUGGAUAUUGCUCCUUCGUAUGCUGGUAUCCUCCUGGGCAUCACAAAUACAUUCGCCACUAUUCCAGGAAUGGUUGGGCCUGUCAUUGCUAAAAGUCUGACCCCUGAGAACACUAUUAAAGAAUGGCAAACUGUUUUCUGGAUCGCUGCUGCUAUUAACAUAUUUGGUGCCAUUGUCUUCACACUCUUCGCUAAAGGUGAAGUGCAGAACUGGGCCCUCGAUCACCACGGACACAGAAACUGAAGGAACCAAAAAAUCCUGUCUCUAUUCAUGUAUUUUUGUCUAUCAUGUAACCUAAAAGUGCCUUUGAUAUUUUAAUGUGUAAGCAUUCUAUAUACAAGAAAAAAUUGUAUGUGUAUUAAAUUUUUAAGGCUUGUAAUCAUGAAAUAUUACUAGUGGCCAGAGUAGUAAAAUUUGCUAUUUUUAGUUAUUAAAAACAUGUAUGCUGGGCCUUGUCCUUUAGGGUCGCAUACCUGGCUGCAGGUCAGCAAUGUGAAGUAGGGGAGUUCUGUUUAUUUUAAGGGCCGUCCCUAGGAAUGAGCUGAAGUGGACUCCUCUGUACCUUUGCUUAAUUAAACUACAUAAUAAAUCUCAGGUCUUGGUAAACACCUAUUUUUAGGCAUUUUCCUCAUGAAAAUCAUUUGUCAUCAGCAAUCCCUGACAUUUAGUCUUAAACUUGAAUAUCUUCAUGGAGCUGCCGGCCCUUCUAUACUCUGGCCUGGCAGCGGGCUGAGGGAAGCAGGCCCGGGCAGCUGCCAAGCAUUCCCUUCUUGGCUUCAGGGGCAGUGCCCAGCAGUUAUCAGCGGCAGCAGCCAAGACCAGGCUCAGGGCCAAAACUUUGGAUGGUGUUCUUCCCCCGGGGGCUGUUAACGUGUAGAUAAAGCCCUGAGUAGGCAGGAGCAUUGAGAUGCACAGCCGUGGUUCUGAUGAAUCCUCAGACGUUCCCCUCCCAGGAAUAUUGAUUGGCAUAUAACCUAGGAAAGUAAAGUGUAAUGUCCAAUUAACCACAAAUAAUAUCAUCCUUGAUUAAAACUACCUUUGAGGAGAUCACAGUGUAAAUUCCAAGUCCUAUAUUCUAUGAAUUAUACCAGUUGUUUAUCCAAAUGUAAGAUUCUGGUUGCAGUUUAAGGUUUCAGUGACUUGUAAAGACCACAUCUCCUGAGACCAGUUGUGAUGUAAAGGUGAAAAUCAUCUUUCUACUGAUUCCUGAAAUCGUAUUUUUCCAGUUUUUCCUGGACCAUCUUUCAGUGGUUAUUGAACAUGCUUUGAGGGCAUUUAUGUGAUUUAAAACUUGGUUUAUGUUGUGUUGCAUUUGUUCAACACUACCUGUACCAUUUUAAUAAAACUGCUUAAUGUAAUAUGUGAAUAAUUUCUGUA